This is a messenger RNA of Bactrocera dorsalis (oriental fruit fly), 1012 nucleotides long. RefSeq lists its product as uncharacterized. The transcript has 4 exons. Bases 140 to 760 code for a protein of 206 amino acids. Gene Ontology annotation, biological process: nucleosome assembly. Gene Ontology annotation, cellular component: nucleosome. Gene Ontology annotation, molecular function: DNA binding. The record is from RefSeq and is a predicted model, not a curated record. NCBI's taxonomy places the organism in Eukaryota, Metazoa, Arthropoda, Insecta, Diptera, Tephritidae.
AGGUGGAUAACGGAAUAAUAUGUCAAUAAUAAAUAGUUAUAGUUGCUAAAUUUUCACUUUCAUUUGAAGUGGUUUAUUAAUAUUUUCUUUUGGUUUUGGAAAGUACAAAUAUUUAUAUGUGGAUGAAACAACGUACAAAAUGGUGCAUAAACUACGCAAUCGUGAUGUCUGUCAGUCUUCUCCUCGCUCAAAUCAAAUGCAGAGUAGAUUAACUAAAACUUUCAUGGGAAAUAUUGGUCACUCUACUCCUAAACAUAAUAAAAUACUUCGGCAGAGAAAUGUUCUUAGUCAACGUUCAGUUUUGGUUAAUAUGAGUAAUGUGGGGCAGGAUUCCACGAUACGACUUAAUCAGGUAGAAGGAGGAACAUCGGAUAACAUCUCCGCUACAUUUAAUAAUUUAAACAUUUCGAAAUCUCAAAUAAAGCUGCAUAAUAUAAUCGACGGAUAUAUAUUUUCGCACACCUUUGGAAAGAAGAGCGGCGUCUCAUUGUACGCCGUAAAAAAGUCAUUGAGGGAAGAACAACCUUAUAACUCUUACAGAACUUUAAAACAAGUAUCACGCUACAUUGCUUUUAGCAUUAAAACUGGCAAGUUUCAACAAAUAACUGGCCAGGGCGCGGCUGGAACGUUCCGAUUGAAUCGCAGUGUACAUAAUGGGCAUUUGGAGGCAUUGAGAAGACUUCGGAAAGUUUCGUUACAGUCCCAUACAAUACAACGGCAAAAGUCCAACAGGCAAGCUAAACAUAAUACAGUACUAUGAUUAGACCUCCAAAAUAAUAGUUCGUAUAUAUAAUACAGGGUUUAACAAAACAACUAAUAAUAACUUUGUUCAACAAAAUAAUUAAUUAUGUUGUUUUCCAAGUAAAACGCAACGGUUAGUUAAAAUCACAAUAUUAAAGCACUUGCAGAUUUUAUUAUAUUUAUUUCUUGCUUAACGGAGCUAUUUAUGAAACAAAUAAAUAUUUCGGAGCCUAUUAAAUUGAAAAACUAAUUAAAUAAAUAUAAAAUCCAU